Molecule: messenger RNA, 2362 nt
Organism: Folsomia candida
Lineage: Eukaryota; Metazoa; Arthropoda; Collembola; Entomobryomorpha; Isotomidae
Gene: ric8a
Product: synembryn-A
Exons: 4
Coding region: 220-2037 (605 amino acids)
Biological process (GO): G protein-coupled receptor signaling pathway
Cellular component (GO): cytoplasm
Molecular function (GO): G-protein alpha-subunit binding; guanyl-nucleotide exchange factor activity
Source: RefSeq, a predicted model, not a curated record
UGCAGCGGUUUUGGCUGCUCCAUACUCCACAGCUUUCUUUUUACUUUGUCGUUCGUUGCAUCCUAUUUACGUGCAGUAAAUACCCAUCUACCCAUCAGUGAAAGCGAAAAGUCACUCUAAGUUAAGGCUUUCCUAUUUAGAUUUGCACCAUUAACGGGAGAAAGUCCUCUCCACUUAACUAAACAGAUCCAUCCUUCCCUCAAGGACUCAAUACUCGCGAUGGAUAACAAAACUCUGCAAGUCAUUAUAUCUGGCCCAUCUGCAGAAUGUCUUGUCGCCCUCACGGAAUUCAACAAUAUUCACGAAAAGAACAAGGAUUUUAAAGAAAUUGAUCGUAAAACUAAAGAGCAGUUGUGGGAUGCUCUUUUCUCGAGGAUGAAACCACAAAACGUCGAUGGGGAUGAAGAGGAUAGAAUUGUCCAGUCCUGUCUUCACUCCCUGCGCAUCCUGAGUCGCGAUAAGGACACUCUGGAGAAGGUCAUGACGGAGGACAGAGUUACCACUCUCUUAGCUUUGUCAGGUCUUUAUCUCCCUCAUGAUGAAUUAAAGCCCUCGGAUAACAACACCAAGGCAAAGAAGGUGGCGGGGCCUAAGGAUAGGCCAAAGUCAGUGGAAGGACUUAAGGCAAUUUUCAAUAUGGUAUUUCAAAGUCAAACUCUGCAAGUCAUGUUCAUGACUGAUGGAAUUCUGACUCAUCUGAUCAAACGGAUUGAAGAUUUCACAUCAUUCUCAAAUGGAGGAUCGUCCAACUUGGAGUACCCUCACGAAUUCCAGUAUUUUGUGGGAAGAAUAUUAUUUCUCAUCACAGCCCUGUGUCAAGAUAUUGCUCCAGCCAAAGUUCGCAAUUCAUUGAACGGUCUUCCCAUUCUGGCGUCUUAUCUCGAGUCAAAAAUGGAGUCAAUUAUUUGCCCAUCCACAACCACCAACAACUUUGACAACUUUGACAAUUUGGCUGCUGACAUAGUUUGUGAAAUUCUCAAAGUCUUGUACAACCUCAUUUCAGAUAUGAUCCCGAAAACCAAAAAGAGCGAAUCUUUCGAAUCGGAAAUUGACAGGGAGGAUUUAGAACAAUUAAAAAGAAUUACGUGUGCUACACGAAUUCUUUUGUUAAACACAACCAAUCCCAAUUUCACAAUUUCUGGAAAUUUAAUUGAAGUAGAGUCCAAGAAACAGGAUAUUCGACGUCAUUCGAUUGAUCUUCUAGCUGCCGUGCCCGCUCCUUGUUUUGACGAAUUUGUCCCAAUGAUUGCUACUGGUAGUCAGCAACAACAAUCAACUUCAUUCGCCGCCUCCUAUCUAGAACACGACAUGACAGCCGUAGAGGCGACGUUGUUGUAUCUGAACGAAAAGUUGGAUGCCGUGAAGCAAUCGUCCAUUUCCACCGACUAUAUUGCUCCCCCACUCUUAGCCCUGCAUAACAUGAGCAUCGGCCACCGAGCUAUUCGCAAAUAUCUCAAGAAAAGGAUUCUACCCCCAUUGAAGAGAAAAGAUGUUGAGAAUCUUCCAGAGGAAGGUAAAACCAUUCGGAAUAAACUGGUGGCGUUGUUGACCUCUCCCAUCACCCACAUUACUGACUUGGUGGCAAAUCUACUCUUCAUCCUGUGCAAGGAGAAAGUUGGGAAGUUGGUCAAAUACACGGGAUAUGGGAAUGCGGCAGGGCUUUUGGCCAACAAGGGGCUAAUGUUGGGUGGACAAGGUCCUCCCCCAGGAAAAUACUCGGACUCUGACUCUGAUGAUGGUUCCGAUCUUGACGAAUAUCGGGAGGUGGAACACAUGAUUAACCACAUCGAGGGGAGAAUUCACCAAGAUCGUCCAGACCCAAUGGAAGGGAUGACGGAUGAGCAGAAAGAGCACGAGGCGAUGAAGCUGAUUAGGGCCAUUGAUAAAAUGGAUCGGUGCAGUGGGGGCAUUCGACCUUGCAGAAUUGGGGCGGACGGCCGUCCAGAACCAAUUCAGCAUGUUCUCCAGCUGCAAGAGGCUCUCGAAAAUCCACUGAAAGGUCUGAGAAGAGAUGAUACAGAUUCGGACUCUGAUUAAUACAUUUAUUGAUCCAAUGAUACCUGUUAAAUUGUGACAACAACUACCUAAAUUUGUACAAUUUAUAAUGUUGAAUUGUCUUUUUACGAAAUUAUAAUUCAAACUGACUUCUGCUGCUUUGCUGCAACAUUCGUAUUUGUUUCAUAAGUACGUUCUUAAUUGAUUUAUGUAUCUGAGAGCUUUUUUCAUUUCGAGUCAUUAACCAAGUAUUUUGCUGUAUAUAUAGACUUACUAGUAGACUGAUUAAAUCAUUCAUGAUUAGCUGAUUAUUAUUUAAGUUAUUAUUUUUGUUUUAAAAUAAAGAAUUGUUUUACCACCCAUGUUA